GAAGGAGUCGUUUUUACUCAAGAAAUAUCUUGAAUCCCACCAAGAAAAAAUACCAAGGGCCAAACAGUUGGCAGAAGCAUUUAAGGACGUUCUACGCGCCGUUCCUCUAAUAUUCUACGUGAAUGUUGUGAAUCAUCGACAGCAUAAUGAGGAAGUCAACAUUUUCUGGAACGAAAUCGAACAUACGUGUCUAGAGCAGGAAGGAACUUUGCGAACACUACGAUGUCAUGUCAAUAUAAGAAGUAAGACACAAGAUAUGAUGGAGAACAUGGCCGAGGAGACAGUAGAAGAAGCUGAGCUCAAGAAUGCAAGCAAGCGAUUACAUUCUGAGUUCUCGAGAUGUGAACAAAAUGAGGAAGGAUUCUCAACCUCACCAAAUGAGAUCAGAACCUCCAAUAGAAUGUCCCCGAAUGAGAGCCGAUUCACAAUAAGAGAUUCAAAGAUAAUGUUGGAAGCUUUUGAUGAAAAUGUUGCGUCGGAUCUGAAAGAGAAAGCUCAACGAUCUACCACACCUUUUCUGCCGAAAAAACGUGCGCGCAACACACAGCAAGAGGCUGAAAAAGAUGUUACAGAUGAAGAUUUAGCGAAUUCAGUGAUUGAUGCCUCCAACACUUUCGGCAAAGUUGAAUUUCCGUCAUAUUAUAGUAAACUUAAAUCUAUCUGGAACAAUCAAGAUGCUACGAACUAUCAUGUUAUCGAUUUAGGGGAUAAAGAUACAUUAUAUCAGGUUCAUGACCUUUUAGAUGAGGAUGAGUUGAAAGCGUUGUUUAAAAGGUUAAUGUUGGAUGAUGAAGAUAUGCACAUAAAUGAAAAGGCACGUAAAUAUAUAGAGCUGUUUGAUCAGAUUAUGGAGGAAGAGAAUUUGGAAGACAUUUGUGAUGACGAAGUUGUGGACGAAGUAGCUGGCAGUGAUCUUGUAGAUGAAAACAAUGAAGAGACAAAAAAUAUGGAAGGAGAUAACGAAAAGUUUAACAAAUCAAUUGCUAAAAUGAAGGAAAUCGUGCACCAAUUAGAUGGCUUACCCGAAAAAUAUCACUACCUAUCCAAUACUUUUCCCAUGUCAGCACAAUAUUAUGAUCAAUCUAAAAUGUCUGAUAUGUUUAUUGUUAAGAGCGUAUCUAGUCACCUUGAUACUAUCAUAAAGAUGAAUGGUGCUAUGAAAAAUACCCCUGAACGUACAUGGACAGCUCACCGAAGUAUUUCUACAAAAAUAGAUGUUCAAGAAAAUGGUUUUAAAGCUGAUGGUGUAUUAAAGUUUUUCGAGCGACCCAUGCAAAUUCCACUGUUUUUGCUCGAGUUUAUGACAAGAACGGGACUGCCAACGUGGGAAGUAUGUAGUACAUUGAAGGUUUUCUUGGCUCAAGGAUUUGGUGAUAAUAUUGAAAUUGGUCAAAUGAUAUUUAUUGGACCUGGAUUGUACUUGUUCUCACCAUUUACGAUUCCAGCUCUCGUUAUCUCAACUUCUACUGGUAACUUAGAACAUGUACCUCGACUUAUUCGAACACUCUUAUGUUUACGAUAUAAUGUUCUUAAGGAGGUUAGGAUGUUUAAGAAGUUUGCAAAGGAAGGACAGCAACCAUCUUCUACAAAAGAUAUUCCGCAACCUAUCGACUCACGGAGUGAGGGCACUAACGUGCCUGAAGAAAUGAUUAUUCCUGAUGAAAUAAACAUAGCCCAGCGAAAUCUGAAUCUUUAA
Molecule: messenger RNA, 1696 nt
Organism: Acaulospora morrowiae
Lineage: Eukaryota; Fungi; Glomeromycota; Glomeromycetes; Diversisporales; Acaulosporaceae
Source: the annotation of a GenBank genome assembly